AUAAUAAUAAUAAAUAUAAUAAUAAUAAUAAUAUAUAUAUAUAGGAGGACCAUGCGGUUCAUGCGCCGGUUUUGGGUUCCCUGGGCUGAGCAAUAACAAUGAAUACAAAUAAUAAUAAUACAAUAUAAUAAAAAUAAAUAUAGGAGGAGGAGGAGGAUCACAUGGUUCAUGCGCCAGUUGUAAUAAAUUAUAAUAAUAAAAUAAUAAAUAGAGGAGGAGGAGCAUCACACGGUUCAUGCGCCAGUUGUAAUAAAUUAUAAUAAUAAAAUAAUAAAUAGAGGAGGAGGAUCACACGGUUCAUGCGCCAGUUGUAAUAAAUUAUAAUAAUAAAAUAAUAAAUAGAGGAGGAGGAUCACACGGUUCAUGCGCCAGUUGUAAUAAAUUAUAAUAAUAAAAUAAUAAAUAGAGGAGGAGGAUGAAGAUCACACGGUUCAUGCGCCAGUUGUAUUAAAUUAUAAUAAUAACAAUAAAUAGAGGAGGAGGAGGAUCACACGGUUCAUGCGCCAGUUGUAAUAAAUAAAUAAAUAGAGGAGGAGGAGGAGGAGGAUCACAUGGUUCAUGCGCCAGUUGUAAUAAAUUAUAAUAAUAAAAUAAUAAAUAGAGGAGGAGGAUCACACAGUUCAUGCGCCGGUUGUAAUAAUGAAUUUAAUAAUAAUAAUACAAUCCAUAUAAUAAUACAUGUCAUAAAUCUAACACCCAGAACCCAUUCUGGCAAAGGGAGGCGGCCUGAUAAGGAUUUCAGGUGUGUCGAAACGUACCUGGGAAAGCCUCCCCGGUAUGGUUUCAGGUGUGGCACCCGGCAGGUAUUUAAGCACCUGCAGACAGGUGUGGGGCAAAGGUAAGGGCGGGUUGGAUGGAUGGAGGAGUCCCCUUUGACCCACCUCGAAGGGACGGCGUUGCGAGGACGGAGAGAAGACGCACAGAAACAGACACCUGUUUAAGAGGCAACACCUGGCCAGACUCACCUGUGCAGGAUGUCCAGCAUCUUUGCGUAUCAAAGUGCGGAAGUCGACUGGUGCGAAGGGAACUUUGAGCAUUCCGAGUACAUCGCAGAAUAUUACAAUACGAUCAGCAACGUGUCCUUCUUUGUGCUGGCUCCUUUUCUUCUCUGGAUGAACAGCUCCUACAUGCAGUUCCGUCCCAACCCCGUCAAGGGACUCUUUGUGGCCCAGCUCUGCAUUGGGGCCUUCUCGAUGUACUUCCACAUGACGCUGAGCUUUGCCGGUCAGUUGCUGGACGAGCUGUCAAUCUUGUGGGGCGUGUCCCUCUGCUACGCCUUCUGGUUCCCCACAAGACACUUCCCCUCUUUCAUCAAAAACAGGGACCAGUUCAUGGUGCUGGUGGGCCUGGUGUCCGGCUGCAGCACGCUCCUCUCCUUCUUGCGCCCGGCCUGGAACGCGUAUGCGCUCAACUGCGUGGCCUUGCACGUGCUCUACCUCCUGGGCCUGGAGCUGCACAGGAGCCCGGACGAGCGCGUCCACCACGUGGCGGCCUUGCUGCUGGCCUGGUGGUUGAUCUCCAUCGGCUGCUGGCUGACCGACAAGUUCCUCUGCGGGUUCUGCCAGAAGAUCAGCUUCUGCUACUUCCACAGCUUCUGGCACGUGUUCAUCAACGUGGCCCUCUACUACUGCGCCACGCUGGUCAUCUACUUCGACCUGCUGCUGGAGGGUCCCCCGGGGACCCCCUUUGCCCGUCCCCACUUGGCCUACUGGCCCAGCGAGAGCAGCCCCUGCGCCCUGCCCUACGUCACCACCAUCAUCCACAAACAAUGCUAGCACAACAACAACAACAACAACAACAACAACAAUCCUGACACAGAUGUGGGCGAAACGCCAGGAGAGAAUGCUUCCGGAACAUGGCCAGACAGCUCGGAAAACAUACAACAACCCUGUGAAAGCCUUCGACAACAACAACACUUUCUUUCGGAAAAGUCACUCCGUCCUGCUGCGGCAAGCGAGGCCGAUCCCAUCCGCGUUAUUUAUUUUUAUAUAUUAAUCACGGUUCAAAAUUCAAGGUUUCCUCUCAAUAAAUCUUUGUUCUCGA
Molecule: messenger RNA, 2043 nt
Organism: Anolis carolinensis (green anole)
Lineage: Eukaryota; Metazoa; Chordata; Lepidosauria; Squamata; Anolidae
Gene: acer1
Product: alkaline ceramidase 1
Exons: 7
Coding region: 975-1775 (266 amino acids)
Biological process (GO): sphingosine biosynthetic process; ceramide catabolic process
Cellular component (GO): endoplasmic reticulum; membrane
Source: RefSeq, a predicted model, not a curated record